UGUAUCUUGGUGGUGCCCCAAGCAGCCGAAACGAACCGCCAACAGAGAACAUCACCAUCCUCAGUUGGCCAAAAACCAUUCUUUUGCCUUUUACCUCCAGUGGAUUACCUUUGCCCUAAAGAAAUCGAAACAUAAAUCGAAACCAACAAGCAACGCAGAUAAAACUGUCCAAGUGAACACACAACACACAAACAUCGAGUUGAACAAACCCAUGAAGUGCGCGAAAUGUUGAGCUACGUGUAAAAGCGAUUUAAAGGAUCUUAUAACUCUGUGAGAUAGAUACGAAUCAAAGAUACAAAUCGAAAGCAGAAAGAAAGUGGCUAGUGAUCCCCCAGAAUUCUUCGCUGAGUUCUAAACGACGAAAUCCGUUCUGUUACUUGCGUGAAAAGUUACAACCACAAGAUGACCAGAAGACGUUCGAGUCCGCCGGGACUCGAGGAGCUGCUGUAUCUGGCGCUCGUCCUGCUGGCCAUGGCUUUGAUACCCACACAAGCCGCCCCGGUCCAGGAGUACACGGAGAUCCAACAGUAUUCGGAGGGCUGCUACUACAACUAUGCGCACUACCAGGAGGGCGACCGCAUCAUGACCAAUGAGCCAUGUCUGAACUGCACCUGCCACAACCGCAUGCUGAUGUGCUACCUGCGCGUCUGCCCCUUCACCAAGCCCAUUGGCCACGACUGCAUCGUGGAGAAGCGGGAGGACCAGUGUUGCCCCAUCAUCACCUGCCCAGAAGUGCCCGUGGACGUGCCGUAUCACUCGCCGGAACCCGGAACCGAAUUGAGCAUUCCCGAGAAGUUCGGCUGCAGCAUCGAGGAGAAGUUCUACCCGGAGGGCGCCCAGGUGCCAUCGAAUCCCAACAAGCCUUGCGAACUCUGCUACUGCAUCAACAACCAGACCAAGUGCGUCAUGCAGGAGUGCACUCUGCACGUGGACGGCUGCCUGCCCAUCUACAACAAGGGAUCCUGUUGCCCCGUGCGUUACAGUUGCGACCAUGAAAACGAGUUGGACUUUGUGGACCAGUCGACCACGACGACAACCACUACCGUGCGACCCACCACUGGCUUCAUCCUGGCCAGCACCAUGACACCACCCACCACCACCGACUGCAUCCACGAUGGCGAGAUCUUUGCGGACGGUGCCUCCCUGAAGGGCAAGAAUGCCUGCGAGCACUGCUACUGCAUGCGUGGCGACAUCGUGUGCGCCGUGCAGGAGUGCGAGGUGCCCAUGAUGGCGGCCAAUGGAAAGUCCUGUCGCGCCAUGCCAGCCGCCGAGGGCGAGUGCUGUCCGAGCAACUACGUCUGCGAGGACGACAGUGCCACCACCGAAAUUGUUGAGAUCACCACGCCAGAGAGUGCUACUUCGGCUCCGACCAAGGGCAUUCAUGCCGAGAUUCCCAAGGAGGAUGUCGAUCUGCAGGAACACAUCGAUGACGAGGACAAGGAUAAGGAGACCGCCACCAUUCCCUCCGCCGAGCUGGGCAGCGGUGAGGUUGAGGACGAGGAGGAGGAUAAGAUCACCACGGCUGCACCAGUGCACAUUACAGACGAGAAGGACUUCUCCUUCGAGCCCGAGUCCUCCACCGCCGGCAUUCCAUCGGAUUCCAGGAUCGAUUUACCAUCGUCCACCGAGGAGUCGAAGGAAUCGUCCACUGAAGCUGCCGAGGAAGAUAUCGCAAAGAUCGUCACCACUCCAGAGCCCGAAGGUAGCGGCGAAGAGGAUGUGCCUAAGCCUGCCGAGAUUCCCGAAAAGGAAGUCACUGAAGAGGAACUCAUUAAGGUCAGCACUGCUGCUCCAGCCAAGGCCAGUCCUGAAGAGGAAGUGGUCAAGGCCACCACCUCAGCACCAACGGAGGAAGAUGUUAAGCCGACAACCGCCGGAACAACCAGCGAGGAAGAGGAAGAGGGCAAGCCCACACCGGCAGAGGAAGGAAGCGGUGACGAGGAGGAGGAUGUCAAGGUCACUGCUGCUCCAGAGACAACCGAAGAUGAAGCCAAGCCCACUUCCGCCCCAGUGGCGAGCGAUGAAAAGGAACAGGAGCCCAAGCCAAGUGAGGGCAGUGGUGAAGAGGAGCUGGAUCUCAAACCUACAACAGCAGCUCCAACGGCAGGUGACGCGGAUAAGGAUGCUACUCCAGCUCCUGAAGAAAGUGAGGAGCAGGAUGAAGGCAAGUCUACUGAAGCGCCAACCUCCAUCGACGACGUUGAGCCACCCAAGCCAACUGAAUCCUCCGAGGAAGCUAGCGGCGAGGGAGAAGAUGUUGCUAAGGAAACCACACCUGCUGGAGAAGCCGGCAUUGCUGGAGAGGAAGAGAUCGUCAAGGCAACCACACCAGCUGGAGAACCUAGCGUUGCUGGAGAGGAAGAGAUCGUCAAGGGAACCACCCCUGCCGAAGAAUCCAGUAGUGAAGGUGAGGAUGAGAUCGCCAAGGCAACCACACCUGCAGGAGAACCCAGCCUUGCUGGAGAAGAGGAGAUCGCCAAGGCAACCACUCCUGCCGGAGAGCCUAGCAGUGAAGGAGAAGCAGAGAUCGUUAAGGAAACCACCCCUGCCGGAGAACCUAGCAUUGCUGGAGAAGAGGAGAUCGUUAAGGCCACCACCCCUGCUGGAGAAUCUAGCAGUGAAGGCGAUGAGGAGAUCGUCAAGGCCACCACCCCUGCUGGAGAACCUAGCUUUGCUGAAGAAGAGGAGAUCGUCAAGGUCACCACCCCUGCAGGAGAACCUAGUAGUGAAAGUGAAGAAGAGAUCGUUAAGGAAACCUCCCCUGCCGGAGAAGAAGAUGUCAUUAAGGCCACCACUUCUGCACCCAAAUCCGACUUUGAAGGCGUCAAGGAACCUGAGACAGCCACAGAAGCUCCAGCAGGCGAAGGCGAGGACUUCGCCAAGCCCACAACUCCAAUCGCUGAGGCCGAGGAAGAACCCAUUGCCGGAACACCCAUUCCAACUGACGGUAUCAGUGGCGAAGAGGAGUUUGUUAAGGUCACCACUCCAAAGACCCUGGAAGAGCAGCCUGAAAUUAGCGAAGAAUCUACCGAUGUGCCCGUCGCUGAGGAAGAUCUUUCGAGCUCGACCAGUGCUCCAGCUAUUGCCUCUUCGACCGAAGGUGUCCAGGAUGUUGCAAUUGAAACGACUUCCAGUGCUCCUGCCCGAGCUGGAGACAAGGAGGAAGCAGGCACCACUGCGCCUAUUGCCGACGACAAAGACUACGCUGAAGAGGUGGAACAGGAUGCCACAGACUUGCCAGUCGAAGAUACCGUCCAGAGCACAACUGCAAAGACCACAACCACCACCACCGAGCAGCCCAAGGAGGAGUCCUCUACUGAAGCUGAGGACGCUGAAAUCGAAGUCACAACCAGUAGUCCCGUCGAUAAACAAGAGGUGCCCGAAGCUGAACCAGCAGACAAGGAUCAUAAGGACGAGGAAGAGGUACAGACCGCCACUGAUCUGCCAAUCAAAUCUGAUGUUGUGCCACCUGCUGUCGAUACCGAAGCUACUACCAGUGAGCCUGAAACCAGUGAUGAGGCCGCUACCGAUAAGCCACCAACUGUUUAUCUGCCCCCUGGUGAAGACAAGGAUUCUGAGAAGGAAGAGGGAACUGCUACGGAGCCCUCUGCCCAAGAGGAACCAUCCAAGCCUGUGGACACUCCAGUGUCCCAGGAGAUUCCAUCCACCACUGCUAAGGUUGACAAUCGGAACGACUUCGAAACGGAGAAACCAACUCUGCCACCAAGUGCCGAGGAUCAGAGCUCCGAGCCCCUGCCCGCCAUGGAUCUGCCCGCUGCUAUUCCUGGCGAAGGUGACUGUCUGGUGGAGGGCAAGACCUACGCCAACAACACCAUCGUUCCCGCUUCCGCACCCUGCGACGUGUCCUGCAGAUGUAUCAGCAGCCUCGUGGCCUGCGAACAGAUGGAGUGCAAGAAGCCCGCGAACCUGGAGAAAUGUACCGUGGCUGCCGAUCUUGUGGAUGGUUGCUGUCCCACUUACAUCUGCGAUGAGAGCCCUGAAAGUGUUGAACAGGAUCAGGAAUCCACCGCCAAGCCCGACGAUAAGAUCGACGAGGAUGUCUCAGAGAUCAGCACGGAGGAGAUUCCCAAGGACGUCAUCAUGCCUACUGGCAUCACUGAGCAGCCUCUUUCUCAUGUCAAGCCCGAUGAAGAGAACCAACCAGUGACCUCGAUUCCGCCACAGGCUGAUGAAUCUACGACUGCUAAGGUUGAUAAGAAACCAAUCGAUGAAUCCGAGGAGGACAAGAAACCAGUCGAUGAAUCCGAGGAGGACAAGAAACCAGACGCAGAAUCUGAAGAGGAUAAGAAACCAGCUGAAGAUUCCGAAGAGAAGGAGAAGCCAUCGCCUGCUGUCACUCCAGCGGGUGAGAUUGAAAAGGAAUCCCAGCCCGAGGACGAGAAGAAGACUGAGGGUGAAUUCGCGGGACCCACUGAACAGCCAGAGGCUUCGACUCCCGCCCAGUUUGCCGACACUGCUGAGAAGGAGGUUGAUGAUAAACUGGCCACCACAUCUGCUCCCAUUUCUAGCGAGGAAGAGCUCAAGCCUGCCGAUGAAAAGAAACCCACUGAUGAAGCGCAGAUCCCAGAGGCUGAAAUCCCUGCUAGCACCGCUGAGCCCGAGUUCUCGACUGAGCUGCCUACUGCUGAUCUUGACAAGAAACCAGAAGAGGAUUCAACUAAAGCCACUGAGGCGCCUGAGUCUGAUAAGGUUCCUGAAGUUCCCACCAGUGCUCCAGCUGAAGAUGAGAUUGAGGAGUCUGACAAAUUCACGACUGUUGCUCCACCAAAGACUUCUGCUUCUGACGAAACCGAGCCCGCUGGUGAGGAAGAUCUCGUUCCUGCAACCUUUGAGCCCGUGGAAAGCGAAUUUGAAGUUAGCACCCAGAAGCCAGUCGUGCAAGGACCACCACUGCCCACUCUUGCCCCAACUCAGCCAGAGAAGAAACCAGUCGAUGAAGAGGACUCCACUGAGGCUGAGAUCAGCACUGAACCAAGCGCCGAAGUUGAAAAGGAAACCUCUGGAGAAACAUCCGAAUCCGACACCAAAACCGAUGCUCCUACUACUGCUGUUCCUGUUUCUGCCGAAGAGGAAGAGGACAAGACCCCAAGCACUGAUAAGGCUGUCGAGGCCGAAGAAAAGGUCACCACUGUUGCGCCAGUUGCUGGUGAUGAUGAGGAGUCCAAUUUGCCCAAGCUACCACAAGAUAUCUUUGAAGAGGAAGUGCCUGCCGUGGUUACCACCGCUGCUCCAUCGAAGGUCGAAGAUGAACAGAAACCAGUCGAUGAUGGAAAGAAACCGGUCGAAGAUGGACAAGAGCCCAUUGAGGACGAAACCUCUACAUCUGCUUCCUCUGAAAAUGAGAUUGAGCCUGAAUCUGAUCGUGCAACCACUGCUGCUCCUACUAAGGAAGAAGCUGCCGAACCAUCCACUGGUGCUCCCGAAUCUGAUGAGAGCAAGGAAACUCCUGAGUCCGAAGUGCCCACAACUGUUGCUCCUGCUGGUGAGAAGAUUCCAACAAGCAGUAUCACUCCCGAUGAGGAACCAACUGCCACUUCUGCUCCUGUUGCCAAGCCUGAUGAAGACAUAGAGAAGGAAAUCAGCACCGAAAUUCCCACUGGCACUCCAUCUUCGUCUGAAGAGGAUGAGGAUACCCCUACCGAUCAAACUCCGUCUCAGGCGCCAGAAAAGAAACCUGAAACUCCUGCCCAGACUCCAGAAGAGGAAGAGGAAACUGUUGGUGCCACUACUGCUCCAACCACCUCUGAUGAAGUGCCCCCUAUUCCGGAACUGCCUGAGGAUGUCCUUGCUGAGAUCCCGCAACCGUCGACUGAGACUGCAGUUAAGCAGCAAGACGAAACCACUGCUGCUCCAAGUGUUGACCGAAAGGAACCCUCUGUUACUGAAAUCGAUCAAGAAGCCACCACAGUCGCUCCUAUCUCUGAGAAGGAUGAGAAGCCAACUGAUGAAGAGAAACCAGUGGUGCAGAAGCCAACUGGAGAGGAGCCAUCUGAGGAAGAAGAGAAGGGGAAGCCCACAGGACAGGAUGUAUCCACUGAGGAACCAGCAUCUACUGAAUCUAUUGAAGAGGGCUCUACCGAAUCUUCUGAAGAAGUUAAGCCGUCGACUGAGGGAGAAAUUGCCGAGAAGCCUGAGGACAAGCAGCCCUCUUCGACUGCCCAGGCUCCAGUUGAGACAGUUCCCGAAAUCUCCACCGAACUGCCAGCUGAAGAUGCCGACAAGCCCACAAGCGUGGCUCCUGUUGUCGCCGAUGAAGAAACCUCCGCUCCGUCCGACGAAAAGAUUCCCUCCGUUUCCGGCGAAGAAGUCGAGAGCCCAGAAGUCACAACUGCCUUCCCACAAGCUGGCGAAGAUGACGAAAUCAAGACACCCGCGUCGGCUGAACCAUCUUCCACUGACAAGGUGCCAGAAACUGAAGACCAGAAGCCCGAGGACGAGAAGAAGUCUGAUGAGACCCCUGAGUCUGCUACCCAAGUAUCUGAUGUGGCGUCAUCCACAGCGGCCCCAGUUGCUGGUGGAGACAUUGAAAAGGAGGAACAAGCCACCACCGCCUCACCUGUCGAGGAGGAGGAAGAAGCUGAGAUCAAGCCAACUAUCGCCCCAGCUGCCGAAAUUCCUGAAUCAUCCGAAAAGGAGCCCGAGGAAGAGCAAGAAGUGGAGUCCGGAACUAAGGCCACCACUGCAGAGUCUGACGAGCAGCCCAUUGAUGAAACUGUUCCUGCAACUUCUGGACCCAUCGAUGAAGCUUCCACAGCCGCUCCUACCAAGGAGGAGUCCACCAGCGCUGCUAGCCCAGCUUCGCCUGCUGUUCACGACGAUGAAAUUAAGGAUGUCACCACUGUGCAACCAGUUGCCGAUGAGCAGGAAGUGGCUGGUCCUCAGGACGAUACAAAGACAUCCAUUGAUGUGUCCACCGAUACUCCCAUCGCCCCAGAGGAUGAGAAGCAAGACAAAACCGAGGCUCCAGUUGCACCAACCACUGUUGCAUCGCCAGCCGCUGAUUCUGCAGUUGAUUCUACUACUCCUUCAGUGGAGGUUCCAUCUGCUGUCGAAAUCGACACGAAGCCUAUGGAUGAAUUCAUGUCCCAGACUAUUGCUCCUCAUGCCGCCGAUGAGUCUGCGUCCACGUCCGCUGAAGAUGAAGACCAGUCUCCCGUUACUGUGUCUCCUCAGGAUGCUGACCAGACUCCAGUUUCCGCGGCUCCCCAGGAUGCUGAUAAGACUCCGAUCUCAGAGGCUCCCCAGGAUGCCGACGAAAUCCCAGCUACAGCUGCCCCUGUUGACGAAGACAAGAUUCCAGCCACCGUGGCUUCUCAGACUGAUGAUGAGGUUCCAGCUACCGCAGCUCCUCUUGAUGAAGACAAGAUUCCAGCUACUGAAGCUACUCUUGAUGAGGAGAAGAUCCCAUCCACAGCAACUCCUCUGGAUGAUGAAAAGAUUUCUGCUCCAGUUAGCCCCGUUGUUUUCGAUGUGGAGCCAAGCAGCGAUAAGCCUGCUGUAUCUGAGGAUGCUGGUGAAGAGAGCACCGAACCAGCUGUCCAUGAUGUGGAGACUAGCACUGAUGAGCCUACUGGUGAUGCCAAACUGAAGCCACCUACUUCUGCUCCGGCCAUUCCAUCGGAAUCUCCAGUCACAGAGGCGGAGAUUGUGCCAGAAACUGCAGCUCCAGAGGUUGAGAAGGAGGUGCCAGAGAAGGCCACCGAACAACCCGAGCUGGAAAAGGAGACUCCAGAGAAGGUUACCGAACAACCCGAGCUCGAGAAGGAGACUCCAGAGAAGGCCACCGAACAACCCGAGCUGGAGAAGGAGAGUCCAGAGAAGGCUACCCAACUGCCGGAGCUGGAGAAGGACACACCAGAGAAGGCCACCGAGCAGCCGGAGCUGGAGAAGGAGACUUCAGAGAAGGCCACCGAGCAGCAAGAGCUGGAGAAGGAGGUGCCAGAGAAGGUAACAGAGCAGCCGGAGCUGGAGAAGGAGACCCCAGAGAAGGCCACCGAGCAGCCAGAGCUGGAGAAGGAGGUGCCAGAGAAGGUAACAGAGCAGCCGGAGCUGGAGAAGGAGACUCCAGAGAAGGUAACAGAGCAGCCAGAAUCGAUCGAUGAGAAGACCACUCAGGAGCCAGUCGUGAAGCCCAGCUUGGAUUCCACGGAGGAGGAUGAAGAGUCCGUUGAGUCCGAGGAGGAAUCCGCUGACAAGAAGACAGAGGCGCCUGAGGUACCCGCUGUAGUUUCUGAGAUUUCUCAGCCAAGUGAAGAGGCCGUUCCCACCACUGGUCACCCACUGUUCCCGCACCUGGCCAGCAGCACCACCACGGCGCCAGCCAUUGGCGACCGCGUGGGCGAGGAGGAUGAGGAGAACACCACUGUCAAAUUGAGUAGUUCUACCAGCACCAGCACCACAGAGGCUCCUGUAACCAGCGCACCAUCGACGACGACGGUGGCCAGCCAACAACAACAGCCGAUUACCCCGCCGCCCUACGGCCACGCCCCCGAGUACGAGGAUGAGUACGACGAGGAGGAGGUGUUCGGACCCGGAACCUGCCGCUACGCCGGCAAGCUGUACGUGUCCGCCCAGCAGAUCCCACGUGACGAUCCCUGCGACUUCUGCUUCUGCUUCCGAAGCGACAUCAUCUGCUUGCAGCAAUCGUGCCCGCCGCCAAUCGCCGGCUGCCACGAGGAGCCCAUCUCCGGCUUCUGCUGUCCGCGCUACGAGUGCCCCGUGUCCAUGGCCGCCGUGCUGAACAUCACCACGAGCACCACCACCACCAGCACCACCCUGCCGCCCCACUUCCUGCACUAUUCGCACGGCGAGGCGGUGAAGCACACCGGCUGCCUGAUCAACGGCCGUUCCUACCGCGUGGGCGAGCAGAUCGAGUCCACGAGCGGUCCCUGCAUCAGCUGCACUUGCGGUGGAGACGGCAAGAUGAAGUGCGAUCCCCAGCAGUGCGUUCCCGAACCCACCAUGCAGCAGGUGAUGGCCGCCGUGGCGUCGGGACGCAAGAGAUGAACCACCAGCCAUGCUCACUAAAUAUAAUUUAACUAAUUCUUAAGCACUGCAGACAACAAUCACGAACCGACGAACCAACCAGCCCAGAUAGCACCACUCGCCAACUAGCAGCAAUAGCAAUAGCAAUAGAAAUCAUAGAGCCAGCAACCAGGAACCAGAUAAAGAACAGAAACAGAAACAGAAAUCUUGAAACCGGAAAUCCGAAACAGGAAGUCCGGAAGAGAAUAGGCGACGAGCCAGGCCAAAUGCAAUAGUGUAACAGAACCAGAUGCAAUAGUGUUAAUUUUGGGUUUGCCGACAUACGCACUCUAUCAAUUGGAUUACGCCCACUUGUUUCGGAUUAGGUUACGGUGACGAAGCAACCAGUGAUAUUGUACUGUAUACAUAGUAUAGGUGCAAUUAAUUUAGACGCGCUCACUUAAAUCGAUUACUUAUUUGUAUUUGUAUGUGUACUAGUAUUUUUGGGCUUGUGACCCUAGUGACAGGACAUAUAGCCACCACAGCAGCCGACGUAGCGCGUGCCUUGUAAGGUCGUUCAUUGUGCCCAAUACAAUCCGCCAUACAAUCGCUUUCAGGAGACUCUCAGCACCCCACACCACACCACACAUAGGUAGAGCGAAGAUAUUCCGGACACGGAUCGCAAUCAAUGGCGUUACGAAGCCACGGCAUUCGGCCGCCGGUGGUUGGGUUUCUACACUUGCCCCCGCCGGCGGCUCACUCUUCUCCAAUGCGCUUUUAUAGUAUUUUAGUCACCUUAUUUUAAACAUUAUUAUUUUUGUGUAUAAUUGUUGCUUCUAGUCUUCUUUUGUUGCAAGAGCAACGGAAUCCGCCUGUAACACGCGCACAACCCGAUCGAUCGUUCGAUCGCAUCACAUUACAUCAGAUCAGAUCAGAUCAGAUUAGAUUAGAUUAGAUCGAAUCAGAUUGGAUCGUAUCGGAUCGGACCAGUUGAAUCAAAUUGAGUUGAGUUGAGUUGAGUUGAAAAACUGUAUCUUCUAUGAACUAUUCCAAGCUUUUAUACUUUUAUAUACAGAAUACGUGUAGAGUGGAGAAACGAACGAACUAGUUUUUAUAGCAAUUUUACAAACGAACGCACGAAUUGCAUAGUUUUAACGGAUUGAAUUUGUACUUCGCCCGCUGCACCUGCACAGGCACCCGUGUCAGGUGCAAAUGAGGUGGCCAAACCGUAGUCUACAUAGAAUUUUUAGAUCAACUGAAACUGAAACGGAAACGGAAACCGAUUACGGAACCGGAAACACACUGUCGGCCAUCGCUACUGCUCGACUGACUGAAAAUCGCACCGAAGUUCGAAGAGAGGAGCUAUCUUUGUAAACUAUUUUUUUUAACUACCAGCUGCCGCGCUGGUCAUUACUUUAUUGGUCGUAGAAUAGAACGAAAAGCCUGGAUCGGAUCUUCAGUCACUUGAGCCUUAGCAAUGCGCCGAAUUCGUCAAGCGUUUGAAUCGCGCUGAAUGAAUACGAACAUCAAUUAGUUUUAUAUAAUCUCUAACUAUAGUUGUAGUCCUAAGUAUUUAAUUUUAAAAAUAAAUAAAUAAAUAUUAAUUUAGAUCCUAUUUAUUUGAUAUGUCUUUUAAGAACAGCUCUUGUGUUUCCAUACCUUAUCAUAAUUU
Messenger RNA from Drosophila teissieri, 10657 nucleotides. RefSeq names its product titin. The coding region runs from base 403 to 9027 and encodes 2874 amino acids. Lineage: Eukaryota; Metazoa; Arthropoda; Insecta; Diptera; Drosophilidae. Gene Ontology annotation, molecular function: protein binding. The transcript is spliced from 7 exons. The record is from RefSeq and is a predicted model, not a curated record.